Molecule: messenger RNA, 2153 nt
Organism: Lolium perenne
Lineage: Eukaryota; Viridiplantae; Streptophyta; Magnoliopsida; Poales; Poaceae
Product: aspartokinase 1, chloroplastic
Biological process (GO): L-homoserine biosynthetic process
Cellular component (GO): cytosol; chloroplast stroma
Molecular function (GO): aspartate kinase activity
Source: RefSeq, a predicted model, not a curated record
CCACCUCCGUCGCCGCCAUUCUCCUCGCUCGCGCUUCUUCUCCGGCCCGGCGAGGAGAGAUCUACAAAAUUGAAGUCUUUGGAUCCCUAGUCGGAGAGAUGGCGGCGGCGCUGCGCUUCGCGGCGGUCGCGCGGGAGGCCCCGGCGCCCCUCUCCGCCUGCAGGCUCGUCAGGGAGAGGGACUCUGCGUGCGGGGCCGCCAGGCCGGGAGGGCAAUGCUGGGCGCGGAGGGGGCUGGUGCUCCGGUGCCAGAGCGGGGCGGCCGCCACGACGACCCUGAAGAAGGGCGAGGCCCCCGCCCCCGCGGUGUCCGAUGGGGCUACCCCGGCUGCCGCGGCGGGGUUCACCGUGGUGAUGAAGUUCGGCGGGUCCUCCGUGGCGUCGGCGGAGCGGAUGAGGGAGGUCGCCGACCUCAUCCUCAGCUUCCCCGAGGAGACGCCCGUCAUCGUCCUCUCCGCGAUGGGGAAGACCACCAACAACCUCCUCCUGGCCGGGGAGAAGGCGGUGAGCUGCGGCGCCCCAAAGGCGUCCGAGCUCGACGAGCUCAAGGCCAUCAAGGAGCUUCAUUUUAGGACGAUUGACGAGCUUGGAUUAGAUAUCUCUAUUGUUUCAGGUUUUUUGGACGAAUUGGAACAACUUCUUAAGGGUGUUGCUAUGAUGAAAGAGCUGACUCCCAGGACACGAGAUUACCUUGUUUCCUUUGGUGAAUGCAUGUCUACAAGAAUAUUUGCUGCAUAUUUGAAUAAAAUUGGGAAAAAGGCACGACAGUAUGAUGCGUUUGAUCUCGGCUUUAUAACCACUGAUGAUUUUACAAAUGCGGAUAUUCUUGAAGCAACUUAUCCUGCUGUUGCGAAGAGACUACAGGGGGAUUGGAUAGAUGACCCUGCUAUUCCUAUAGUCACCGGUUUCCUUGGGAAGGGAUGGAAAUCAUGUGCAGUCACUACUUUAGGAAGGGGUGGAAGUGACUUGACCGCUACGACCAUCGGCAAAGCCUUGGGUUUAAGAGAAAUCCAGGUUUGGAAGGAUGUAGAUGGUGUGUUGACGUGCGAUCCAAAUAUUUAUGCAAAUGCUGUACCGGUACCCUUUUUGACUUUUGAUGAGGCAGCUGAACUUGCAUACUUUGGUGGACAGGUUUUGCAUCCGCAAUCAAUGAGACCAGCUAGGGAAGGUGGUAUACCAGUUCGAGUGAAGAACUCGUAUAACCGUCAUGCACCUGGUACUGUGAUCACUACAACAAGAGAUAUGCGCAAGAGUAUACUAACCAGCAUUGUGUUGAAAUCAAAUAUUACCAUGCUUGAUAUAGUGAGCACAAGGAUGCUUGGCCAGUAUGGCUUUCUAGCAAAGGUCUUCUCAAUAUUUGAAGAUUUGGGUAUCUCUGUUGAUUCUGUGGCUACUAGUGAAGUCAGCAUAUCAUUGACACUAGAUCCAUCAAAACUGUGGAGUCGUGAAUUGAUCCAGCAGGAGCUAGAUAAUGUAGUUGAAGAGCUUGAAAAGAUUGCAGUUGUUCAUCUUCUACAGCACAGAUCAAUAAUCUCCCUGAUAGGGAACGUACAGAGAUCGUCCCUGAUUCUUGAAAAGGCGUUCAACGUUCUUCGGAGAAAUGGUGUUAACGUCCAGAUGAUCUCGCAAGGGGCGUCCAAGGUGAACAUCUCUUUGGUGGUCCACGACAGCGAGGCGAAGCAGUGUGUGCAAGCCCUCCACUCCGCGUUCUUUGAGAACGGCUUCUUGUCAGAAGUUGAGGAAGCGGAUAUCGCACAGAAGAACGGUUCCCCGUUGCUGGUAAACUCGAACGGCGCCAUGCACGGAAACUAGUCGACAUUGCUUUUAGUUUCCUGAUUAGAGGGUGAUUGGUACCUGAUUAUUUAGGCCGAGCGGAUUCAUUCCUGUUGUAAGAGCCUAUAUGCAUACCCCGGAAGGUGUAGGGCUCUGUGUUAUACUAGUUAGCAUGAUCUACCGUCCUUCCAUGUGCAAUCGAGUGCUAGCAAAUGGCGGCCCAAUGUGUAUGAGGCACGCUACUUGCUGAAAGCAUUUGCUGAACUAAUAAUGGAUCAUUGGAAACUUGUAGUGCACUGUCUGGUUGGGUGUCUCCUAACUAAGUGUGUUGUAUCCUUCUAUUUAUACCAGCCAAUAAAUUGAGCAUUACCUAUUGAACUU